Molecule: messenger RNA, 2583 nt
Organism: Larimichthys crocea (large yellow croaker)
Lineage: Eukaryota; Metazoa; Chordata; Actinopteri; Sciaenidae
Gene: galnt6
Product: UDP-N-acetyl-alpha-D-galactosamine:polypeptide N-acetylgalactosaminyltransferase 6 (GalNAc-T6)
Exons: 11
Coding region: 239-2101 (620 amino acids)
Biological process (GO): protein O-linked glycosylation
Cellular component (GO): Golgi apparatus
Molecular function (GO): polypeptide N-acetylgalactosaminyltransferase activity
Source: RefSeq, a predicted model, not a curated record
GACGCACGCGGCCAGCAGGGGACUCACUGCUGCUAAUCAUUUUCAACAAAUGGCACCUGUCCGGUUUAAAGGAAAAAGCCGGGAGGAUGCAAUACUGUUGUAUCCUGGUUCGUUCAUAACUUCAGUUUCCCAACAAACUGGAAAGACCGCAAACUGCAGGUGAAUAAUCAGAUCAGCCGGAACAGGUGGAGGCGACAACUGUCUCGUUCUAGGUUUAGCCUCGAGGACAUUCUAAAACAUGCGUUUGUUUCUACGCCGGCGUAUGUCCCCCCUGAAACUGGUGAUCCUUGGGGGGAUUAUCUUCAUGGUGACCCUAGUGGUUCUCCAGAGGGAUGUUGGCUCUUCAUCUCUUGAUGACCCUUGGUUUCGAGAGCUGGUGGACAAGGGGGACAAGGUGAUGGUAUUGGUCCGAGAUGCUGUCAACAACAUUGGCUUCCAGAUAGGAGCACCACAGCCACCAGCACAUGUGCAGCCCACAGAGGAUAUCAAAUGCCCUGCUGGAUUCUAUGCUCAAGCUGAGCUUAAACCCCACCUUGAGAGACUGCCUCAGGACCCCAGAAGCCCCGGGGCUGAUGGAAAAGCUUUUCAGAAAGACAACAUGUCCCCAGAGGAGGAGAAGGAGAAGGAGGAGGGUAUGACACGGCAUUGUUUCAACCAGUUUGCCAGCGACCGCAUCUCACUUAGCCGUAGUCUUGGGGAUGACACGAGGCCUCCAGAGUGUGUGGAGAGGAAGUUUCGUCGCUGUCCUCCCCUGCCUACCACCAGUGUUAUUAUUGUCUUCCACAAUGAGGCAUGGUCCACCCUCCUGAGGACGGUCUACAGCGUCCUGCACACAUCUCCUGCUAUCCUGCUCAAAGAGAUUAUCUUGGUAGAUGAUGCUAGUGUUGCAGAUCACCUGAAGACCCAAUUGGACGAUUAUGUGAGUCAGCUGAAGAUUGUCCGUGUAGUGAGACAGAAGGAGAGGAAAGGCCUCAUCACUGCCAGGCUGCUGGGUGCCAGCGUCGCUCAAGGCGAAGUGCUAACCUUUCUCGAUGCACACUGUGAGUGUUUCCAUGGGUGGCUAGAGCCCCUGUUGGCCCGCAUUGUUGAAGAGCCCACUGCUGUGGUUAGCCCAGAGAUCACCACAAUUGACCUCAACACUUUUCAGUUCAACAAACCUGUGGCCACAAAUCGCGCUUACAACCGUGGUAACUUUGACUGGAGUCUGACUUUUGGCUGGGAACCAAUUCCAGAGGAUGCAAGGAAGCUGCGCAAGGAUGAAACCUACCCUGUAAAAACGCCUACUUUUGCCGGAGGUCUCUUCUCAAUCUCCCAGAAAUACUUUGAACACAUUGGAACAUACGAUGACAAAAUGGAGAUCUGGGGCGGCGAAAACAUAGAGAUGUCUUUCAGGGUGUGGCAGUGUGGGGGUCAGCUAGAGAUCAUCCCUUGUUCUGUGGUGGGUCAUGUCUUCCGCAACAAGAGCCCUCACACCUUCCCCAAGGGCACAGAGGUCAUCACUCGCAACCAAGUGCGCCUGGCUGAGGUCUGGAUGGAUGACUACAAGAACAUCUACUAUCGCCGCAGCAGCAAUGCUGAACGUAUGGCCCGUGAGAACAAUUAUGGGGACAUCUCUGAACGUUUGAAUCUGAGAGAGAGGCUUCACUGCAAGAACUUCAGCUGGUACUUAAACACUGUCUACCCAGAGGCCUUCAUUCCUGACUUAACCCCACUAAAGUUUGGAGCAAUUAAAAACUCAGGAUCUAAUACCUGUCUGGAUGUUGGAGAGAACAACCAGGGAGGUAAAGCAGUGAUAAUGUACCAAUGUCACAACAUGGGAGGCAACCAGUACUUUGAAUACACAUCUCAUAAGGAGCUGCGUCAUAACAUUGGAAAGCAGCUGUGUCUUCAUGCCACACCCCAGCCGGAACCAGUGAAGAUCGAUCUAUGCCAGCUGAAGGGGAAGGGCACGAGUUUGUCGCCACAACAGGAGUGGGUCUUUAUAGAGGAAAAGCUUCUGAAGAAUCCCAGUAGCGGGAAAUGUUUACAGCUGAAAGAAAGCCAGGUUCAGAUGAGCGACUGUAAUGCUUUUGAUGUCUAUCAGCACUGGACUUUCAGCUGACCUCCCAGUCUGCCCAUCAGGUGACCUCUGGCACCUUGUGACCCCUUCCUCAGACUCUGUUCCAAGUAGCCAACUCAAGAUUGAUCCAGAAGGGCUUCAUGCUGCGGAGCUAGAGGCAUUUGGCCAUACUGAGUUGACAAAUUAAGGUGGAGGACUAAGUAAAGACAGUCACAUCUGUUGAAGAGCCUCGGGUUGGCCUUAACGGUUUAAGACAAAUAUUUAUGAUGGAAACUCCAGAAAAACAUUUAAAGGUGGUUGGGGACUAUCGAACAGAGAGUGGACGUCAGGAGUUGCACCUUAAAUGUGGGGCGAUGACUGUCAACUGCAGUGAUCUUAAUUCAAUGAAUUCACACUCCAGCUUGGAAAAUCACUAUUUAGUGACUUUUUUUGUCUGACAAUGAAUGUUAAAAUUUGUUUUACCAAAGAGUAAGAGUCUUUUUUUUAAAUAAAAAUUCUGAUUUGUUGGAUCAGAUAAAUGGUUA